UAUAUUAUAGAACAAAAAAAUCCAAGUGGAUAACUUUAUAUGGCUAUAAAUUUGACCCUUGUUCUUGGUAUGUUUGUACCAAUUAGCUAACGAAUCUAUCUAGUAAAGGACGGCAGCCAUGGUGUCUACAGGUCUUGCAAGUUUUCUACUUGUUCUUGCUGUUUCUUCUUCCUUGAUCUUCUUUGUCACUGAAGCACAGAGGCCUGCUAUAGUGAAUGGUCUUUCAUGGUCAUUUUAUCAGUCUCGUUGCCCUCAGCUUGAAUCCAUCAUUAGAAAGGGGCUUGAAAAACAGAUCAAAGCUGACGCGGGCCAAGCUGCUGGUUUACUUCGCCUUUAUUUCCACGAUUGCUUUGUUCAGGGAUGUGAUAGUUCAGUGUUGCUGGAUGGAUCAGCGGGAGGGCCAAGUGAACAGACUGCAAAUCCUAAUUUGACACUAAGAAAGAAGUCAUUCAAGAUCAUUGAUGAUCUUAGGAAAAGGAUCCAAGCUGAAUGUGGCCAAGUUGUGUCUUGCUCUGAUAUUACUGCCAUUGCUGCCAGGGACUCCGUUGUCUUGACCGGUGGCCCCAACUACGAUGUACCCUUAGGAAGAAAGGACGGACUCAACUUCGCAACAGAACAAGCAACCAUAGACAACCUUGUCGCACCCUCUGUUGUUGAUAUUGCUACUGUUGUUGAAGAGUUGGAGGAAACCUUCUCUGCUUUGUUCUGAGUUUAAUAAUCUUUUGUUCUUGUCUCUU
Molecule: messenger RNA, 737 nt
Organism: Lycium barbarum (goji berry)
Lineage: Eukaryota; Viridiplantae; Streptophyta; Magnoliopsida; Solanales; Solanaceae
Product: peroxidase 12-like
Exons: 3
Coding region: 119-709 (196 amino acids)
Biological process (GO): response to oxidative stress
Cellular component (GO): plant-type cell wall; plasmodesma
Molecular function (GO): heme binding; peroxidase activity
Source: RefSeq, a predicted model, not a curated record